Hydractinia symbiolongicarpus is the source of this 1129-nucleotide messenger RNA. RefSeq lists its product as uncharacterized. The record is from RefSeq and is a predicted model, not a curated record. Bases 56 to 754 code for a protein of 232 amino acids. NCBI's taxonomy places the organism in Eukaryota, Metazoa, Cnidaria, Hydrozoa, Anthoathecata, Hydractiniidae. The transcript is spliced from 4 exons.
AUUAUAAUAAGAGACUUAAAAAACCUCAUAAAACACAAAAACAAAUGUAGCAGCCAUGAACGCAAGAAGAAACACGAUGAAGAAAUAUCUCUGUCAAAUUUUAUUCGCGUUGCUUUUAUUGUCUUCUCUUAAAUGUGUCUCCGUCACUCCUUCUAACAACUUUAACGCAACGUUUUACUACUACAACUCAAGUUGUGUAUACGGCACGUGGAAUGAAGAAAAUACAGGAAGUUGUCAUCUAAAUUAUCAUAUUCAGUAUGAUGAUAAUGAUGCAAUUCAUUUAACUACCAAAACAGAGUAUACUAGAUGCGGCCUGACAAAUCUGAAAUUUGUUCAAAUGUGGGCUGCUUACAAUGGGAGAGUGGGAAGAAAAAGUGUAUAUUCCAUAGACACGACCAAAGACAUAUCAACUUCAAGGAGCCUUAAAGCAAAAGGAGACUGUGAAUCCAGUAGUAAUGUCAUUAUUGGAGUAAUCGUUACAGCCUUCAUUGUGCAAAUUCUCAACAUUGUUUUUCUUUACCUGUGGAAACGCAAAGGUCUAAAAGAAAUUUUCAAGGAGAAAGUAAAUCACCAAAAGAAUUCCACAAAAGAAAACGAGGAAGUUUAUGAAGUGGUUGGCGCUACAGUCUCAAAUUACACAGAUCUUAAUCUGGAUAAAACGGUGACUAAUUUAUACACGGGUUUGACUAAAAGGGAAAAGGAGAAUACCGCAGCAGAUGCGUACAAGUCAGAUGAAAAUAUGUAUGAAAUGUGAUGUAAAUUAGAUCGAAAGUAUCUAGACAAAAGCAAUAUUACGUAAGAAUAAUUUUUAUGCCAGUGUCGUGCGCUGAGAAUUAAUUCUAGAAGGACGUUUUCAAAAUGUAUGCAGAUGGCGUAGUAAACAAGGGACCCAACCUAGACAUUAUCGUUCAACUACAUCUGUUCAAUAUUAUAUUAUUAUAACUGAUAGUUUUUCAGUAGCUUAUGAAACCAAUCACAAGGCUUGAUUUUGGAAUGAUGAUUGACAUUUUGGAGGUUGCUCUGUUCAUGCAUCUCUAAUCAGUUUCUUUUCUAGUUAAUAAUUUUGUAUUUUAGAAAUAUGUGAUUUUUAUCUGUCUCUACAUAUUAAGACAAUUAAUACACAUUACGA